AUGAGGAACCUCGUUGUCGCUGCUUUGGCCGCUGGCGUCUCUGCGUGGACCUAUGCACCAAACACUACAUACUCGGCGGCAAUCUCGAUCAAUGCAUUACAAACGUAUCAGACCAUGAUCGGGGGUGGAUGCUCAGGUGCAUUUGGCAUCGCCUGUCAGCAGUUUGGCUCCGUGGGCCUGUCUCCAGCGAAUCAGGAAAUUGUCACUCAGAUCCUCUUCGACGAGAACAUUGGAGGACUGUCCAUCGUUCGCAACGACAUCGGGUCGACUCCAGGCCAUGUCCCUGGGGACGUUGCAUCCAUCCUGCCAGUCUGUCCGCCGACGCCAGAAGGGCCGUUCAACUAUGUCUGGGAUGGAAAUGACACAUGUCAACUGCAGCUUACGCAGACGGCACUCAAGUACAACCCCAACAUCUUUGUGUAUGCCGAUGCGUGGUCUGCUCCUGGCUGUAUGAAGACCGUGGGCACCGAGGACGAAGGCGGCCUCAUCUGCGGCGUCAGAGGCAGUAGCAACUGUAGCGGCGACUGGAGACAAGCAUAUGCCGACUACCUGGUGCAAUACGUCAAAUUCUACGAGCAGGAAGGUAUCGAAGUCUCGCUGCUGGGUGCUUACAACGAACCGGACUUCAACCCCGUCACCUACGCCUGCAUGGAGUCGGACGGCUACCAAGCCAAAGAUUUCCUGGAGAUCUUGUACCCGACCGCGAAAGCGGCCUUUCCCAACAUUAGUGUUGCGUGUUGCGACGCCACUGGCGCUCGCCAAGAGAGGAACAUUUUGUACGAGCUGCAGCAAGCCGGAGGCGCAGAUUUGUUUGACGUUGCUACAUGGCACAACUACCAGAGCAAUCCCGAGAGACCGUUCAACUCGAAUGGAAAGCCAAACCUGAUGACCGAGUGGGCCGAUGGCUCGGGACCGUGGAAUGCCAACUGGGAUGUGUCCGGACAGCUCGCCGAGGGAUUCCAAUGGGCCAUGUACAUGCACAACGCCUUUGUGAACUCGGACACGUCGGGCUACACGCACUGGUGGUGCGCGCAGAACACGACGGGCGACAACGCCCUGAUCCGGCUCGACUACGACAACUACUUUGUGUCGGCGCGGCUGUGGGCGUUUGCGUCGUACUUCCGGUUCGCGCGCCCGGGCGCCGUGCGCGUCGAGGCCACGAGCAGCGCCGAGAACGUCUACGUCAGCGCCUACGUCAACACCAACGGCACCGUGGCCAUCCCCGUCAUCAACGAGGCCCAUUUCCCCUACCAGCUGACCAUCAACUUGGGCGCCGGCGGCAUCAAUGCCUCCACGGCCACGGCGUAUUUGACCGACAACGCGCACAAUGUCACCAUGGUGGGACAGACGCAGAUUGGCAGUGGCGGCGUGUUGGAGGCCACCAUAGAGCCCAGGGCCGUGAAGACCUUCUUCUUGAGCUAG
Messenger RNA from Fonsecaea multimorphosa CBS 102226, 1422 nucleotides. RefSeq lists its product as uncharacterized. Bases 1 to 1422 code for a protein of 473 amino acids. Lineage: Eukaryota; Fungi; Ascomycota; Eurotiomycetes; Chaetothyriales; Herpotrichiellaceae. The record is from RefSeq and is a predicted model, not a curated record. Gene Ontology annotation, biological process: sphingolipid metabolic process. Gene Ontology annotation, molecular function: glucosylceramidase activity. The transcript is spliced from 4 exons.